AUGGUUGAUCACGGGAAGGACGCAAGAACACUGAGAAAAUUGGAAGAGGUUAUCCAAUUGACAGAGCAGCAAUAUGAGGACUACCAAAAUGGAGGCUUAAAGAUCACACGGGGAUCUGGCAAGGAAGACAUCAGUAUCCGAGAUACUGCGCACAGAAUACUGGAUGCUACAUUAUCAUUCAAGGACAUCAUCAGCGCCAUUGCAGCUUUUGACCCUACCAACCAUGCAUCAAGUGCUUGGGCAAUUGUGUCACUUGGAUUGACAAUGACAAAGAACCAUAUGGAUAUUCGAGACGCCCUGUUCAAAUCCUCUGAGUUCUUAGCAGACGUCCUUGCUCGGUGCGCCUUCAUCGAGAAAACCCAUUACUGCAACAAUCAAUCUGAAACCAAAGACAAGAUUGAAAAAGCACUUGUUAAGGUCUAUACCACAAAUUUAGGAAAAAGGAUGCUGGAGAGUGUUCCUGCAGUGUCUAACCACCCAAUCAUACAAAUUGAGUCUUCCAUCAAAAAUGAUGAGCAAGCCCUACACCAUUGGGUCCAGAGGAAUGAGCAUCUUCAGCAUCAAAAGAGUGCAGAAGACAUGCUAGACCAAAUUGAUGAGGUGAUUACUUCAAUUCAACAUCUUCACCAGAAACUCGAUCACUCCAACCUACGGAAUGCCGAAGGCGCUUCAUUCGACUCAUACGAGAACCAACAUGACGCUGAAUGCCUUCCUGGAACCAGGGAAGAGAUUCUCCAGCAGAUCAAGCAAUGGGGAAGUUCCGUGCAAGGCCAAUUGGCAAGGAUGCUCAAAGAACAAGGACAAUUAGGAGCAAGCUUUUUCUUCAAAAGAGGUGAAGGUGACCGUAGUAAUGCAAAAAGGCUCUUCUCAACAAUCACAAGACAACUUGUCACUGCAAUCCCCCACCUCACACGUGGUGUCUCAAAUGCCAUUGAUGAUGAUCCUGACAUUUCCACGAAGUCACUCAAAGAACAGUUUAAUAAACUUCUCUUCCAACCGUUUUCUGGCUUGAAUCAAAGUCAGCAUACCACAAAUAUGUUGAUUGUGAUUGACGCAUUAGAUGAGUGUGACAGGGAGGAAGAUAUUCAAGUCCUCCUUGAGCUCUUGCCACAAUUGCAAAAGUUAACUUCAGUGCAUUGGAAGAUUUUUCUGACCAGCAGACCGGAAUUAUCAAUCCAUCAGAGUUUGAAAGGGAUGAAAGACAGUGAGCAUCGAGAUUUCAUCCUCCAUGAAAUUCCUGAAUCAAUGAUAGAACAAGAUAUCUCCACAUUUUUGAAGCACAAACUUUCAGAAAUCAGGGUUAAACGAGAACAAAAUCUGGAAUGGCCUGGAGAAAUUACCACACAAAAUUUGGUUAAGAUAUCUGUGCCAUUAUUCAUCUUCGCUGCAACUAUAUGUCGUCAGCUUGAAGAUCCCCAAUGGGACCCAAAGGAAACGCUUAUUGAAAUUCUUACCUAUCAAAAUGGGAAUGACCUUGAGGGAACAUAUAUGCCAGUACUUGAUCGACUGUUCAUCAAACAGAGUGAACACAAAAAAAAGCGAUUGGUUGAAGAAUUUCAAAAGGUUGUUGGCGCAAUCAUCCUUUUCAAAACACCACUUUCAAUCGCCUCUAUUUCACGUUUAACUGGCGUUCGCAAAAAUUUGAUUGAACUAAGACUGAAUUCACUACAUUCAGUGCUUAGCGUGCCCGAUGACUCGACGAAGCCAGUGAGACUAUUUCAUCUGUCAUUUCGAGACUUCCUUCUUGAUGCGAAUAUACGUGAGAAAACGGAAUGCUGGGUUGAUGAGAAGAAGAAGCAUUCAGAAAUCACACUUCAAUGCCUGAAGGUCAUGCGCGAAGAUUUGAGGAAAAACCUAUGCAAAUUGGAACAUGAUGGUACACAACGGAUAGAGAUUGACCAAUGUUUGAUUGACGAGUCCAUACCACCAGAACUGCAAUACUCAUGUCGCUACUGGGUACAGCAUCUAGAGCAAUGCAAAGACCCUGUGGAAAGGAUGGAUGAUGUUUUUUCAUUUCUCCAAGAGCACUUCCUUUACUGGAUGGAAGCAUUGAGCAUCCUCGGGCUGGCAUCUGAAUUAGUGGGAAUGAUUGACACGACGCGGCAACUCAUACCAGUAAGUAAUCAUAGAAUAGUGUUUGAUUUUGAAUAUUCAAUGCGAUGCUAA
Aspergillus ruber CBS 135680 is the source of this 2166-nucleotide messenger RNA. RefSeq lists its product as uncharacterized. The transcript is spliced from 4 exons. The coding region runs from base 1 to 2166 and encodes 721 amino acids. The record is from RefSeq and is a predicted model, not a curated record. NCBI's taxonomy places the organism in Eukaryota, Fungi, Ascomycota, Eurotiomycetes, Eurotiales, Aspergillaceae.